Messenger RNA from Camelina sativa (false flax), 806 nucleotides. RefSeq lists its product as uncharacterized. NCBI's taxonomy places the organism in Eukaryota, Viridiplantae, Streptophyta, Magnoliopsida, Brassicales, Brassicaceae. The record is from RefSeq and is a predicted model, not a curated record.
GCCAAUUGCUAAAAAUCGAAUCCGGAUCCGAUCCGGUCCGAAUCGCAUCAAACACCACCAUCAUCAAUUUUUCCCCAAGCUUUAACAUUUAGGGUUUCCCCGUAAAUCAAUCAGGUGAAUACAAUUCAAAUCGAAUAAAAUUCAAAAUUAGCUUUGUGUAAAAUUAGUGGGCUAUUCGGAGAAUCCAUGAACGUUGUUGGUCUUCAAUGGAUACUUCUGUAACGCACACGAAUCUUCCAAAGGUAGAAGACGAUGAUGAUGAAUGGGACAAUGAUGGGUUUGUGAUUCCAAGCUUGGAGAUUGAACAAGAGAAUGUUAAUAGUAAUGAUUCAGAAGCUCAAACAUCAAAACCUUCUUCUACUCCUAAGAUUAAAGAUGAAGAAAAUAAUAUCUACUUAGGACCACAUGGAGCUCCUCCUUCGCAGCCUCAUCAUGAUGGUAGUAACAACAUUACGAGCCGGAAGCAGCGGUUUAAGCAGAAGCUCAAGGAAGCAGACGAGAAGAUGAGUGUCUCUGUCUCCUCUGGUCGAGAAAACAAACUGGCUAACUUGAGAGAGCUUGUAGGUGGUGGAGGUCUUGAGAAAGGAACUAACCACAUGGCUAAAGGUGGUGGUGUUUCAAGAGACUGGCUUGAUCCACAUUGCCAUGAAUCUCAGUUCGAGAAACGACGACAUCUGUAACGCUCCCUUUUGAAUAUGNUUUUUUUUUUUUUUUUUUUUUUUUUGAAUAUGUUCCGACCACAUCUGUAACGCUCCCUUUUGAAUAUGUUUUGUAUCAAUCAAAUUAUUCAAACACAUCUUUAAUGA